Molecule: messenger RNA, 1323 nt
Organism: Epithele typhae
Lineage: Eukaryota; Fungi; Basidiomycota; Agaricomycetes; Polyporales; Epitheliaceae
Product: PLP-dependent transferase
Exons: 3
Coding region: 1-1323 (440 amino acids)
Biological process (GO): biosynthetic process
Molecular function (GO): pyridoxal phosphate binding
Source: RefSeq, a predicted model, not a curated record
AUGUCUCUGAACGACAAACUCGCCGCCGCGCUCGCAUCCCGCGACAGACGCGCCAUCCGCCGCCGUCUCCCCGACCCCGCCGCGGACGACGGCCUGGUCGACUUCUCGACCAACGACUACCUCGCCCUCUCCCGCUCCCCCGCCCUCCGCGCCCGCUUCCUCCGCCAGCUCGCCGCGGCCCCCGACGUGCUCGGCUCCGGCGGCUCGCGCCUGCUCGUGAACGGCCGCGCGCACGCCGCGCUCGAGGCCCGCCUCGCGGCCUUCUUCCGCGCGCCCGCCGCGCUACUCUUCAACUCCGGCUUCGACGCCAACGCCGGCCUCUUCGCGUGCGUGCCCCAGCCCGGCGACGCGCUCCUCUUCGACGAGCACAUCCACGCCUCCGUGCACGACGGCGUGCGCGCCUCCCGCGUCGACCCCGCCGCCCGCGUCGCCUUCGCCCACAACUCCGUCCCGGGCCUCCGCAAGGCGCUCGGGGAGCUCGUCGCGGCGCGGCCGGCGCUGCGCACGGGCGCGAGCGGCGUGUUCGUCGCGGUCGAGACGCUGUACAGCAUGGACGGGACGCUCGCGCCCCUCCCGGAGAUCGUCGACGCGAUCGACGAGCUGCUUCCCGCGGGGAACGGGCACCUCAUCGUCGACGAGGCGCACGCGACGGGCAUCUACGGACCGCAGGGCAGAGGCCUGGUCGCCGCGUACGGCCUCGAGGACCGAGUCUUCGCGCGGCUGCACACGUUCGGGAAGGCGCUCGCCGCGACGGGAGCGGUGCUCCUCGUCACGCCGCUCGUCCGCGACUACCUCCUCAACUACGCACGCCCGCUCAUCUACACGACGGCGCUCGGCCACGCCAACGUCGUCGCCGCCGAGUGCUCCUUCGACGCGCUCGAGGACGGCACGGCGCAGCAGCUUGCGACCCGCCUUCUCGAGCUCAGCCGCUACUUCCUCGCCGCCCUGCGCAGCGCGCUCGCGACGCACCGCGUGCCCCCCGCCCUCCUCUCCCUCCCGUUCCACCUCGCCCUCCCCUCCCUCGCCCUCCCCCCAUCGUCUUCCUCGUUCUCGUCGUCGCUCGCCCUCCCAUCGUCCGCCACGCCGAUCGUGCCCGUGCUGACGCCGCACCCGCGCGCGCUCGCGGCGCACCUCCGCGCGCGGGGCCUCAACGCGCGCGCGAUCACGUGGCCCACGGUGCCUAAAGGCGCGGACCGCGUCCGCGUGUGCCUGCGCGCGGACCACUCCCGCGCGGACGUCGAGCGGCUCGUGCGCGCGAUGGUCGAGUGGGCGCAGAGCUGGCCUGCGGUGGAGGUGGGGGCGGUGGUGCAGGCGAAGUUGUGA